AUGGUCGCCGCUGCUGUCCGGAUGCGCACCCCGAGUGCCAUGCUCCGAGGCGCCGCCUCUAUGCGGCGGCCUCAGGUCUCCUACAAGUUCCAGGAGGUGAUGCAAUCCCAAUUGCCCACCCUCUCCGCUCUCUCCCGCUUCUAUGCCUCCAAGUCUUUCCCUUCGCACACGAUUAUCAGCAUGCCGGCCCUGUCGCCGACGAUGUCCGCGGGAAACAUUGGCGCGUGGCAGAAGAAGGCCGGUGACGGCCUCCAGCCUGGUGAUGUCCUGGUGGAAAUUGAGACCGACAAGGCACAGAUGGAUUUCGAAUUCCAGGAUGAGGGUGUUCUCGCCAAGGUCCUGAAGGAGACUGGUGAGAAGGACGUCCCCGUGGGCUCGCCCAUUGCUGUCCUGGUUGAGGAGGGUGCUGAUGUGGCGCCGUUUGAAUCUUUUACCCUGGCCGACGCUGGUGGCGACAAGCCUGCCCCUGGCGAGCAGAAGAAGGAGGAGCCUAAGAGCGAGCCGUCGGCCCCGGCGGAGCCCGAGCCCGUCGCGCAGGAGCCUGAGACCUCUGGCGAGAAGCUGCAGCCCAGUUUGGACCGUGAGCCCUCGAUCAGCCCCGCAGCCAAGGCCCUGGCCCUGGAGAAGGGUGUGUCGAUCAAGACUCUGAAGGGAACUGGCCGCGGUGGUCAGAUCACUAAGGAGGAUGUGGAGAAGUUCAAGCCCAGCGGCGCCGCCACGGCGGCCGGUCCGACCUAUGAGGACAUCCCCCUGACCUCGAUGCGCAAGACCAUCGCCAACCGUCUCAAGCAGUCGAUGCACGAGAACCCGCACUACUUUGUGUGUACUACGCUGUCGGUGACUAAGCUCCUGAAGUUGCGCCAGGCCCUGAACGCGUCGGCUGAGGGCAAGUACAAGCUGUCUGUGAAUGACUUCCUGAUCAAGGCUUGCGCUGCGGCUCUCUUGAAGGUGCCCCAGGUCAACUCCAGCUGGCUCGAGGAGAAUGGCCAGACGGUGAUCCGCCAGCACAACACUGCUGACAUUAGCGUUGCGGUCGCGACCCCUGCUGGCCUGAUCACUCCGGUGGUCAAGAACGCGCAGGCGCUGGGUCUGUCGAGCAUCUCGAACCAGGUCCGCGACCUGGGCAAGCGUGCGCGUGACAACAAGCUCAAGCCCGAGGAGUACCAGGGCGGCACCUUCACCAUCAGCAACAUGGGCAUGAACGCGGCCGUCGAGCGGUUCACCGCGGUCAUCAACCCGCCGCAGGCCGGCAUCCUCGCCGUGGGCACCACUCGCAAGGUAGCCAUUCCCGUCGAGACUGAGGAGGGCACUGUGACCGAGUGGGACGACCAGAUCGUCGUGACUGGCAGCUUCGACCACAAGGUGGUGGACGGUGCCGUUGGUGGCGAAUGGAUCAAGGAAUUGAAGAAGGUGGUCGAGAACCCUCUGGAGCUGCUGCUGUAG
Molecule: messenger RNA, 1443 nt
Organism: Penicillium alfredii
Lineage: Eukaryota; Fungi; Ascomycota; Eurotiomycetes; Eurotiales; Aspergillaceae
Product: putative pyruvate dehydrogenase complex, dihydrolipoamide acetyltransferase component
Exons: 4
Coding region: 1-1443 (480 amino acids)
Biological process (GO): pyruvate decarboxylation to acetyl-CoA
Cellular component (GO): pyruvate dehydrogenase complex
Molecular function (GO): dihydrolipoyllysine-residue acetyltransferase activity
Source: RefSeq, a predicted model, not a curated record